AUCAACCUUCCAGGGCGGGCUAAACGCUUCGCCGGGCGAGAGGGUAGAGCGGCCUUGCACAAGCCCCGGAAGUCUCCAGCGACCGAGGCGGAGCUGCUUCGUCGCAGGCGCCGUUUUCUUUCCACCCUCCCUUCUUGUCCGGGCAAAAAUGGUGGUAGGGAAAGGUGGCGGCAGCGACGAUAGCGGUACUUUAGGAGGGGAAGCGGAGAGGGAGUUGAAUGAGCCUGCCGGCAACUAGCUCCCGCACUCGGCUUCCCUCCUUCCCUCUUCUCUCCACGCCCGCCCAUGCUUCUUCCUGUCUCAGCCAUGCGGCUGAGUUCUGAAACCCUCCUCUUCCUUCGUAGGGGUACUUGUAGCCUGUGGAGCAGGAGACGAGACGCCGCUUCCUUCAGGUGGUAGCGGCGUGCCGGUGAGGAAAGCGGGCAGCGCGAAUUGAUUUUUAAAAAUAAGUAAACAAACAAUCGGCGGCCCCACCCCCAAGAAGAUGUUGCUGUCGCUGGUGCUGCACACCUAUUCUAUGCGCUACGUGCUGCCUGCCGCUGUGAUGAUGGGCACCGCCCCCACCUACAUGUUGGCCUGGGGAGCCUGGCGCCUGCUCUCUACCCUGCUGCCCGCCCGCUUCUACCACGAGGUGGAUGACCGGCUGUACACCAUCUACCAGAGCAUGGUGCUCUUCUUCUUCGAGAACUACACCGGCGUACAGAUAAUUCUGUAUGGUGAUUUGCCAAAAAAUAAGGAGAAUGUGGUAUAUAUAUCAAAUCAUCAGUGUACAGUUGACUGGAUUAUAGCUGACAUGUUGGCCAUCAGGCAGAAUGCUCUGGGACAUGUUCGAUAUGUUUUGAAAGACGGGUUAAAGUGGCUUCCUUUGUACGGGUGGUAUUUUUCUCAGCAUGGAGGAGUCUAUGUGAAACGAAGUGCCAACUUUAAUGAAAAGAAAAUGAAGAGAAAGUUGCAAGCCCAGAUAGAAGCUGGAACUCCAAUGUAUCUUGUGAUUUUUCCAGAAGGAACACGUUACAAUCCAGAGCUACCAAAAGUCAUUGCAGAUAGCCAAUCAUAUGCUGAGAAGGAAGGACUUGCUGUGUUAAAACAUGUUCUUACACCACGGGUCAAGGCUACUCACAUUGCAGUUGACUCAAUGAAGACCUACUUAGAUGCAGUUUAUGACAUUACAGUGGCAUAUGAAGGUACUGUGGAUCACAAAGGGGAAAGGAAAGUUGCUCCAUCCAUGACAGACUUUCUUUGUAAGGAGUGCCCAAGAAUUCAUAUUUAUGUUGAUCGCAUUGCACUCAGAGAUAUUCCACAUGAACAGACAUAUAUGAGAAGAUGGCUUCAUGAACGUUUUGAAAUCAAGGAUAAGUUACUAAUAGAAUUCUAUGAUGCAAAAGAUUCUAAAAGAAGAAACAAGUUCCCUGGGAAAUGCGUUCAUUCCAAACUAAGUCUCAAGAAAACGUUGCCAUCUUUACUGUUUUUAAGUGGCUUGACUGUUAGUAUGCUACUGACAGAAUCUGGAAGAAAACUUUAUGUGAAAACAUGGAUAUACGCGACUUUAUUUGGCUGUUUGUGGGUCAGUGUUAAAGUGUAAAAUUCUGCACCUGUAGUCAGUGACGUUACUCUCCUGGCUUGCACAUCAAAUCAAACUCUUUCUUGAAUUUAUAAAUGUAAAUAAAGCCUUAUUAAUGGAACACUGGAUGAAUUGAGACUUGUGACCUAAAUCUCCCAUGGUCGGUGUGGAGAACAUGUAUGUGUAAUUAUGCCCCUCAUUUUUGCAGAAAAAAGCAGCAGAUAGUCAGAAUUAUGUUUUAACACAUUUUUCUCUAUGAAUGAGCAUCUGUCUGUACAUGAUUUAACAGAAUAUGUUAUAAAUUAAGUGGACCUCUGAAUGUAUUUACUGAAAUUACUUUAGGUUUAUGUAUUUAUUCUUGUCCAAGUUCUUUAGUUGAUUGCAGAAAUUUUGUCACAGCUGCAUCACAAACUAAAAACCAAAGCCGAUAUCUACCAAUAUCUUGGUUUUUCUUUUUUAUCUGGAUGAGUUUCUCAGAUUUUCAAAGAAUUUUGCAAAGAAACUGCUAGAACAUGAAAAGCUAUAAAACCUGUUCAUGGGAAAAUGAGUUUAACAUAUGCAUGAAAUUUUGAUUUAAUUAUAUUGCCAGCUGACUUUAGUUUUUGUUUGCAACAUGUUUAAUUUUUUACACACAAGUUGCUUGUGUUCUUGAUGAAAACACCUUGUGUUGGUGCAUAAAUGAUUACAAUAUGUCCAGCUAUUAUGUCUAAUUGAGACUAAGGCUGCAAACCAAUACACGUCUACUCAGAAGUAAGCUCCAUUGGGUUCAUUGGGACUUACUCCCAGGUAAGUGUGUAUUGGAUUGCAGCCUAACUUGGUUGUAAUCUACCUAGAUUUCCAGAAGUGUAUUGGAACAUUUCAGUUACGUUAUUAGUUAACUCAGAAUUCAUGUGCCAUAAACAGUGGUGAACAUUCCAGAGUUUCCUGUUACCUCAGGACCACUUCACACGGGUGUUUUGUUCACACGGAAAUAAUCACUGAGGAAGGAGAAAACCAUAUAUAGUGUCACUUGUGGAUAUUUUGCUGUGAGUACACUAGUCAGGAAACAAGUGUUGGAGGGGUAAGUGUCGUGUGAAGUGGCCUUGAGUCAUAUGGAACCAAAUGAGUGUAAACUGCAGUGAGCAAAGCUGCUAUGCAGUAAAAGAGUUUAUUUUAUGGUAACAAGGAACAUCUAUGUGUUCUUGCCAAAAUGUAAAUAAUGUGCCUUUUAUCUACUGAUUUUGAAUUUAACCUAUUAUUUCACAGUCUAAUCAUUAUCACUGUAAUUGUACGGUACUUCCAAAGCUUUCACAGUUGGUGUCCACUAAUGAUGAACAGAAAAACUAUGACCUUGAGGUAUGCAGUUUGCACUAUAGAAUGAUAAGAGAUGCAUAUUCUGUUAGUAUUUAACCUGCUCACCAAUGCAUUUUGUAAGAAACAAUGGUUCUUAUUGCUUUUUGGUGAUCUAUUUGGAAAGGAAUUCCUUUUGUCAAGAGACUAAUUAUCAGAGCUUGGAAGAUUACUUUUAAAAAGUAAUAAAUUACAGUUACAGUUACAUAGCCCCAAAAAGUAGUAAUUACCGUUACAAUUACAAUUGCUCUGAAAGUAACUGAUUACUUUGCUUUUCCUCCAAAGUAAUCGCUACAAUUACAUUUCAGUUACUUUUUUAAAAAAAGCCUACAAGGUACUGGCCUUGGCUGCUGCACAUCUAAGUAGCCUAAAACAACAUUAAAAAUAAACACACACAUACAGAGGUAGUAGAAUAAUUCUUUUUAUUCAUAAGAUAGCAAUGGUGGUCUCCCCGCUGGUAAGGAUGGGGGGGAGGGAGGCUGAGGCCACUACUCAGAUGUUUGCACGUCAAACCAAGUGCAACCCCCCCCCACUCAGCCAGCAAGCAUAAUCUCUCUCACUUAACCACCUCCCAGACUCUGCUCUGCCACCAACUAAGGGACACUCACUCAAGCAAACAUUUUCCCCAGAGAUGCAAAAAAGUUAAAAUACUGCAAAUACAGCACAGUAGCCAGAAAGGGUGGUGGAGGCCACUUUGUGUGCCAAGUGCAAACACAGUAUUCUCUCUCUCUCUCUCUCUCUCUCUCACACACACACACACACGUUGUCAUCUUUCACCUCCACAGUUCUUUAUCUCCAUUCUGCUGCUGCCUCCUUCUCCUCCUUUAUCCAUGUUCUUGACCUCCGGAUCCUUUUUCCCUCCACUCCAUUCUUCACCACCACUAUCCAUUGUUUAAUAUAAUUGCUUUCUCCACUCCACCCUGUCUCACUCUCCUCCUCCUCCCCAUCCACAGAGCAUGAGGAAAGAGCGACACUGCACAGAAGCCCAGUUUGAGGCACAUGAUUUUCAUCCACAAAUCAGAGGAGCAGAAGACUUCCCCUGCUCCCCCCCCAAGUAGUGCCCAAAAGUAAUUCUGGAAACGUUACAAUUACUCCACAAAAGUAGUAAAAUUACUCCUAGUUCUAUUACAAUCGAAAUGUAAAGGAAUUACCCACUCAUUACUCAAAAAAGUAAUGAAUUAUAAGUAAUUUGUUACUUGUAACUAGUUACUUCCAAGCUCUGCUAAUUAUUCUGUGUUAGCUAGGGAGAGGGAUUCUAUUUUGUAUUUAUUGUUUUGUAAAAACCAACAAAAACCAAGAUUCCACUAUCAAAAUGGAAAUGAUUAGAGCCUAUUUUUGUCUUUCUGACUUUUUCAUAACAAGUUUCUGUUGGCUUUAACAGAAUUUUGAAUUGUUUUAAGACCCACAUGAACUAAAAUGGUUGUCUUAAUUUUUUAAAAUAUUAAAUGUGUUCACCUCUGACUUUGAUAAGAA
Rhineura floridana is the source of this 4363-nucleotide messenger RNA. RefSeq names its product 1-acylglycerol-3-phosphate O-acyltransferase 5 (gene AGPAT5). The transcript is spliced from 8 exons. NCBI's taxonomy places the organism in Eukaryota, Metazoa, Chordata, Lepidosauria, Squamata, Rhineuridae. Gene Ontology annotation, cellular component: mitochondrion; endomembrane system. The coding region runs from base 485 to 1582 and encodes 365 amino acids. The record is from RefSeq and is a predicted model, not a curated record. Gene Ontology annotation, molecular function: acyltransferase activity.